UGGAAAGAGAUUCAGUGAGAGUGGACACCUUCAAAUGCAUCAACGAACCCACACAGGGGAGAAACCAUUUGUUUGCUCACAGUGUGGAAAGAGAUUCAAUAAAAAUGACUCUUUGCAAAAACAUCAACGAACCCACACAGGGGAGAGACCAUUCGAAUGCUCAGAGUGUGGAAAGAGAUUCAGUGAGAGUAGCAGUAUAGGAAAACAUUUAAGAAUCCACACUGGGGAGAAACCUUAUGAAUGCUCACAGUGUGGAAAGAGAUUCAAUCAAAGUGUCUCUUUGCAAAAACAUCUAAGAACCCACACAGGGGAGAAACCAUUUGAAUGCUUAGAGUGUGGAAAAAGAUUCAGUGAGAGUGGCCAUCUUGCAAAACAUCUAAGAAUCCACACUGGGGAGAAACCUUUUGUAUGUUCAGAAUGUGGAAAGAGAUUCAGUGAGAGUGGUCACCUUUACACCCACCAAAGAAUCCAUACAGGAGAGAAACCUUUUGAGUGCUCAGUGUGUAGUAAGAAAUUCAGUCAAAGCAACCAUCUUCAAAUGCAUCAAAGAACCCACACAGGGGAGAAACCUUUUGCAUGCUCAGUGUGUGGAAAAAGAUUCAGUGAGAGUGGAAGUCUUCACAGGCAUCGAAGAACCCACACAGGAGAGAAACCUUUUGAAUGCUCAAUGUGUAGAAAGAAAUUCAGUCAAAGCAAUCAUCUUCAAAUGCAUCAAAGAACUCACACAGGGGAGAAACCUUUUGCAUGCUCAGAGUGUGGAAAGAGAUUCAGUGAGAGUGGACAUCUUCAAAGGCAUCAAAGAACCCACACAGGGGAGAAACCUUUUGAAUGCUCAGUGUGUAGAAAGAAAUUCAGUCAAAGCAAUCAUCUUCAAAUCCAUCAAAGAACUCACACGAGGGAACUGCGUUAGAAGCAGUCGGCUUUGGAUUUGGUCGAAAUAUGAAAGGUUUAUAGCAAAUGUAACUCCAUUAUUGUUCUCCCCCAAUUGAAGCUUUUACUAGAAAAGAGGUAAAUAUGCAAGAAAAAUUGCCUCCUAACAAAGAAUUGCUGUACCUCCAAGAUGACAAAUGUGAACCUAUGUACGAUUAUAACAUAUAGUUAAAAAUUGGUUUCAUUGCUAUCAACUUCUAGAAAUGUUUAAAGUUGAUUACAAAAAUGCAGGCUUUUCCACUCAAAAGAUAGAUUUGGAUAUAAUUUAUGAACAAAUGAUGAUAAACUGAUGACUAAAAUGUAUAAGGUGUUACUGAAUUGAGACACAGAAGACAAGGUAGUUAAGUUUGAAAUGAUUAAAUGGGCCAGAAAUUUUGGUAGAAACAUACAGGUGGAACAGUGGGAGUAACUGGAGGAAAGAUCUAAAGUUCACAGCAUGUUAUAAUUUGAAGGAAAAUAAUUACAAAAUAAUAUAUAGAUGGUAUUUGAUGCCAAAAAAAUUGUCAAUGAUGUAUAAAGGUAUGUCUAACAAAUGCUGUGCCGACAACAAGAGAGGUCUUUCAUAUGUAGUGGGUGUGUAAGGAAGCUACACUUUUUUUGUAACGAUAUUAAAAGAAAUACGAAAGAUUCUGAAGACAGCAUUUUUGGGGGGGAAAACCCUAAGGCUUUUUUUUUUUGGUUAGGACUCAUGGGAGAUGAUAUUCCUAAUCAAUACAGAUCACUUUUUAUGUAUAUGAGUACUGCAGCAAGGAUUCUAUAGGCACAAAAAUUGAGAUACGAACAAAGGAGGACCAGAUUUUGAAAGUCACAGAAUAUGCAGAAAUGGCAAAACUGACAUCUCAUAAGGGACAAUAAUAUGGGAAACUUUUUAGAAAACUGAAAUUUUAUUUGGAAUAUCUUUUGAAAACCUAUUCAAACAAAAAAACAAGAGCAGGAUUUGAAACCUAAAAGAAAACAGCAGAAAUGCAUUAGAAUAUUAGAAAAACAAAAAAACUGAUCUAUUUUUUUAAUUAUAUGCAUGAAUUUAAAUUUUCAAUUAAAGGUGAAACAGCUGGGAGUUAUUGUAGGAUGCAUACUGGGUUGUAUUUUAGUAUGAAUUUUUUUUCUUUUUGUUGUUUCUGAUGUUGCUUGCAUGUGUCUGUUUUAUGUGAGAAAAAAAUUAAAAAUUAUCAUUUUAAAAAAGUAA
This is a messenger RNA of Sphaerodactylus townsendi, 2116 nucleotides long. RefSeq names its product zinc finger protein ZFP2-like. Lineage: Eukaryota; Metazoa; Chordata; Lepidosauria; Squamata; Sphaerodactylidae. The transcript is spliced from 2 exons. The record is from RefSeq and is a predicted model, not a curated record. Bases 35 to 910 code for a protein of 291 amino acids.